AUGGCAUAUUUGCCAACAGUCCCUAAUUUUCAGAGCGAGCCCCGGCCAAUUCGUGUUAUCCCAGGCAGAAAGUUGGUUAUUUCCAGGGUGAAUAGAUAUGAGCGUCAGACUUUGAGAACUGUAUUUGUAUCCGCUCACAGUAAUGCUGAAUGGAACUGGCUUUCGGGAAGAGCAGAUGUUGGGAGUCGUUGGACCUGGCUCCAGUCUCAGAUUGCAGAGUUGGAAUACAAAAUUCAUCACCUGGUGGAUCUACAUAGUCAGCUACGAAGCAAGAAGGGAACGCUGGUGUUUCAGGAAUGUUCAAAUUGCAUUCUCGGGGAAGAGACACAUCUGCCAUAUCCAGGCACUUCAUUACAGCCCGCAGAGACCCUGGAAACCCCCUCAGAGGAAACAAAUCUGCCUCCGGCAAUGGAUUUAGAAAUGUCUCCAAGCAGCCCGACCUUGCUCCUGAGAAACAUAGAGAAGCAGAGUGCUCAACUGACUGAAAUGGUCAGCAGUCUUAUUGCAGCGAUCCCCAUGACUCUGUCUCCUACCAAUCCCGUUAAACCCUUUGCAAAUGGAAAGAUGACGGCAAAAGGUCCUCCUGGAACAUCAAAGCUACAAAAGGCAUGCGCUCCCACCAGGAAUGGAUUCUGCAAGCAGCAGCCAGUAAAAAGAAGGAAGCGGAUCCGUGUCAGAGCCUCCUCCAAUUUUGGGAGCAGUUCAGCCCGCACCAGACCCCUGCUGCUCUUUCACAAGCGGAACCUAUAUAGAAUGUUUCCGGACCACACGCCUUUACAUUUGACGUUGCACUCUCACCAAGCACUACAUGGAAGUAAUGAGUCAUGGCAAACCUCAGACUACAGCUCUACCUGGAUCAGUUGUGACAAGCCUCAAAAAUCUGUGCUGGUAAACAGAGAUGUCUGUGAGAUAGAGCCAAACUUCCACCCCAUCUUGUCACUACCUGCUGACCUUCCAUUACAUCUGCACCUUGAGGGUUUGCUGACGACGUGCAAGACUGACAUUAGGGAUUCACUAAAUAGCAGAUUUUUCAACUAUGAUGACGAUGAAAAUCUCUCUCAUGUACCAGCCAGAUGGAGCAAGAGUUGUACCUCAAGCCCUGGGCCACAACUUGUACUUGAAACGCACAACCAAGAAAGACAAGGUGGAGGCAUGGCUGAAGCCGAUGCUCAGCCCAGCCAUGAUCUCACGGGGACCCACACUUCUCAUAAAACCUCUGUACAGUUAGAGGCACGGGACCCCGGCAUUGUGCUAAGUGCAGCAAGGCGAAGAUUGAGGAGUGAAAGCUCCUACGACAUUGACAACAUAGUUAUCCCCAUGAACCUGGUUGCACCAUCUAAAUUAGAGAAAUUACAUUACAAAGAAAUUCUCACCCCAAGUUGGAAAGAAGUUGCACUUGAACCAUUGACAUGUCCUCCGUGUGAAGAGAUUGAAGAUCUGUCAGAUGAGGCUUUUUUAAUCCGACAUCAAAAAUAUGAGCGGGCAGAAAGGGCUCGCUGGUCAUUUUGGGAACAGAGCAAAUGGCCAAAACGGAGCAGGUCUUCAAGUCAUAGCUCAGGGCAAUGCACGGAAGACAACUGGAGUCCAAAUUCCACAUCACCCGAUUCUUGGGACACACCGCCGCCUGGUGGUUGUGCUUUGCAAGCCCUACGGUCUUCAGCUGAUUUUCAGCAAGGGAAGGCACAACACUGGGAGCGUAGAAUAUUUCCUCUUACAGGAGAAGCUGCUGUGGCUUUAAAUGAUACACAGACAACGACAAAACACUUGUCUCGUCCCCCAGCCCAUGAGGACAAAGAAGCGAUAUGCCUUCAUUCCAGCUGUGACAAGGAAAAUAGGUGAUGGAGCAUUGUCCACUAAUACUCACAGGCUAGCCCGGGGCUUUGGAAGAUGAGCAAGGUACAUACAAAAUUGAUGUAAUAGGUGGCUACAUGUAAUACACAGAAGGUGGCAGAUU
Molecule: messenger RNA, 1954 nt
Organism: Bufo bufo (common toad)
Lineage: Eukaryota; Metazoa; Chordata; Amphibia; Anura; Bufonidae
Product: KAT8 regulatory NSL complex subunit 1-like protein
Exons: 14
Coding region: 1-1839 (612 amino acids)
Cellular component (GO): NSL complex
Molecular function (GO): histone acetyltransferase binding
Source: RefSeq, a predicted model, not a curated record